Brassica napus (rape) is the source of this 3894-nucleotide messenger RNA. RefSeq lists its product as uncharacterized. Gene Ontology annotation, molecular function: nucleic acid binding; RNA-DNA hybrid ribonuclease activity. Lineage: Eukaryota; Viridiplantae; Streptophyta; Magnoliopsida; Brassicales; Brassicaceae. The transcript has a single exon. Bases 1 to 3894 code for a protein of 1297 amino acids. The record is from RefSeq and is a predicted model, not a curated record.
AUGGAGGUUAAAUUUGCGGAUAAAAAUAUGAUAGACUGUUUGGUUCAGUUUGGAGAAAUCACUUUUUUCCUCUCUUGUAUAUAUGGCGAACCCGCCACUGAGGGGCGUGAUGCUGUGUGGGAAAGACUCAAUCGUUUUGGUACCAACAGGAAAGAACCAUGGUGCCUUAUCGGGGAUUUCAACGAGAUACUUAGUAAUGAAGAAAAGACGGGAGGUCCAAGAAGAUCGGAAGCCUCUUUCGGGCCAUUUGCGGAUAUGCUGAAGAUCUGUGGUAUGGAAGAAUUGAUCAGCAAGGGAAACAAACUUACUUGGGCUGGUAAGAGGUGGAAAAACUGGAUACAUUGCGCACUGGACAGAUGCUUCGGGAACAAGGAAUGGCACAAACUGUUCCCAGCCUCUAACCAAUCUUUCUUGGAUAAGCGUGGCUCUGACCACAGACCGGUCUGGAUGAAUUUCUAUGCCUCUCAUCAAGCUUUCAAGGGCCAGUUCAGAUUUGACAAAAAAUUCCUCAUCCAACCAAACGUGAAGAAUCAAAUCUGCAUUGCGUGGUCGUCGAAUCGCAAUGGUCAGCAUCAGUCUGUAUCCCAAAGAAUUAGAAGCUGUAGGAAUUCUCUAAGCCGCUGGAAGAAACAAACGAUGUUCAAUGCGCAGGACAAAAUACGUCUCCUCCAAGAAAGGCUGGAAUGGAUGCAAUCAAGAGAUUACCCUUGCCUCUUCAUGGUCAACAUCAUUAAGAGGGAUCUGAUAAAAGCCUACAAAGAAGAAGAAUUAUUCUGGCAGCAGAAAUGUAGAGACAAGUGGCUACUUCAAGGGGAUCGUUGCACUAAGGUCUUCCACUCGGCAGUCAAAACAAAUAGAUCCAGGAACUCGGUUUCCACGCUGAAAGAUGAAUCAGGAAAGUGCCAUUGGUCUGAAGGUGCGAAAGCAGAAGUAGCCAUUGAGUACUUCUCUAACAUUUUCCGAUCGUCAAACCCGCAACCUUAUAGCUCUGUUCUGGAGAGUAUGAUUCCCAAAGUCUCGGACUCUAUGAACGAAUCUCUCACCAGAGUCGUUUCUAAAGAAGAGGUUAGAGAGGCAAUAUUCUCUAUUGAUCCAGACAGUGCACCGGGACCUGAUGGGAUGACGGGCCACUUCUUUCAACGAUAUUGGGACCUAAUUGGAGAGCAAAUCACAAGGGAGAUUCAGGAGGUCUUUACAACGGGGGCUCUCCCUAGAGAAUGGAACUUCACGUAUCUGUGCCUCAUCCCCAAAGUCAAGGACCCAGAACUCAUGAAAGACCUGAGACCGAUCAGUCUCUGCUCAGUUUUGUACAAGACGGUCUCAAAGAUUUUGGUUAGAAGGCUCCAACCGUUUUUACAAGACAUCAUCUCGGUUAAUCAAUCAGCAUUUGUGCAGGAUCGCCUCAUCUCAGAUAACAUAGUCAUUGCCCACGAAGCAGUUCAUGCACUGAAGACCCACCAUUUGAUUUCUAUGGAGAUGAUGGCUGUGAAAACGGAUAUGUCGAAAGCAUACGACCGCGUUGAGUGGAGUUAUCUCAGUUGCUUGAUGCGGGCGCUCGGGUUUAGCCUGAAGUGGGUGGAGUUGGUGAUGAUGUGUGUAUCAUCAGUGUCCUAUGCGGUUCUCAUCAAUGACCAACCAUUUGGCUUGAUAAAUCCCCAAAGAGGUAUCCGCCAAGGAGACCCACUAUCGCCUUUCCUAUUUGUCCUGUGCACUGAGGGUCUGACUCACUUGCUAAACGUUGCGGAGAGAAAUGGGUUGAUCAGUGGCCUGAGGUUCUCAGAGGUUGGCCCGACUGUGUCGCAUCUGUUGUUUGCAGACGACAGUUUGUUCCUAUGCAAAGCUAAUGUGAAUGAAACCUCUGCGCUUCAAAGAAUCCUCAACUUUUAUGGUGAAGCCACUGGACAAAUCAUCAACCUUGAGAAAUCAUCUAUCUCUUUCGGUGAUAAGGUAGAUGAAGGAACAAGAGCGAGAAUCCAAUGGCUCCUAGGAAUAUUUAAUGAGGGGGGAGCAAGCAAAUAUUUGGGCUUGCCGGAAUGCUUCUCAGGCUCAAAGGUGGAUCUCUUCUCUUAUCUUAAAGACAGAACUCAAGAUCGGCUUGAUGUAUGGUACUAUAAGCGCUUGUCGCAAGGUGGAAAAGAGGUCAUAAUCAAAUCGUCGGGAUCCUCCCUCUCAACCUUUGCAAUGUCUUGCUUCAAACUCCCCAAAUCAAUCAUUGACAAACUCUCAUCUAUGCUGGCGGCUUUUUGGUGGGGAGCUGAGCCUCACAUCAGAAAAAUUCAUUGGGUUGCAUGGGAACGUAUGUGUCUACCGAAGGAACAAGGCGGUUUGGGUUUUACAGAUUUAGAAGCAUUUAUUCAAGCAAUGCUAGCGAAACAAGCGUGGAAAAUGAUAUCUCAACCGAAAUCUCUCCUUGCACGUUACCUGAGAAGUAGGUACUUUCCCGGUGGUGUCUUCCUUUCGGCAACUUUAGGUUCGCGACCGUCAUUUGCCUGGCGCAGCCUGUUGCAUGGAAGAGAGCUGCUGGUCAAAGGCUUGAGACAUAGAGUGGGCAAUGGGGAAAAUACCAAAGUCUGGACUGACAAGUGGAUUGAGGAUCCUGUAGAAGGCAUGAGAGCACCAUGGAUCAAGAACUACAACUUCGAUGUGAACUUGCGGGCAAGCUCUCUGAUUGAUCCUCAUUCAAGGAGAUGGAAAAGGUCAGCAUUAUGUGAAGUCUUUGUUCCAGAGGACAUACAAUGGCUGGAAAGAAAUCAACCGGUGGUGUUGAUGGAAGACUUUCACUCAUGGAAGCUUACACGAAGUGGCCAAUUCACAGUUAAGUCAGCCUACCGACUGGCCUUGGAGGAAAAAACUAGACAAAACCAACCAGAAGCUAUCAAUUUACCGUCAGUUAACAUCCUCAAAGAGAGAGUUUGGAAAGUCGUAACAGUCCCAAAGAUCAAAGUUUUCCUUUGGAAAGCCUUAAAUGGAGCCCUUCCAGUGGCAGAGCAGAUUGAAGCUAGGGGGAUGAAGGUGGACAGCAGAUGUCAAGUAUGUGGAAACGGAACUGAAUCGAUUAACCACAUGCUCUUUGAAUGCCCACUUGCACGCCAUGUGUGGGCUAUCUCGGGCAUUCCCAACCCGCAAAAUGGUUAUCACUGCUCCUCGAUCUUUGUCAACUUCAGUUACCUCCUCAACUUGGAGGAAAAACGGGAGUUGACUCCCCAUUCGAUUAGAAGUUGGCCAUGGAUACUGUGGAUCUUAUGGAAAACGAGAAAUGAACUCUUGUUCAAAAGCUUAGCGCCGACCCCAACAAAUGUUAUGCAGCGUGCAACACAAGACUCUGAGGAAUGGUUUGAGGCGCAAACUGUGGAGGAAAAUAUCACGCUGGACACUACUGUGGGGGCUCAAAAGGAGAUAGUGAGAUGGAAACCUCCUCCCAAAGAUUGGAUGAUGUGCAAUGUGGGAUUUGAUUGGAAUAGAUCCAAAAAUCUGGUGGGAGGAGGAUGGGUAAUUCGAAAUGAGAGAGGAGUGGUUGUGUGUCACGGUAGAAGAGCCUUCAGCAACAUCAAGUCGAGGGAUGAAGCUAGGCUUUUGGUCAUUCUCUGGUCCUUGGAGAGCAUGCGAAGCCAUAAAAUGUCUAAUAUAAUCAUUGCUGGUGAGUUCUCGGAGAUGUUUGGGGCGGUGGAGCGUCCACAAGCUUGGCCCUCCUUUCUUCACUAUGCAGGACAAAUUGAAUCUAGUAUGGCAGGGAUUGCUGGGUGUAAGUUGCAAGUGGCGAGCAGAGAAAUAAACAGAGGAGCUACUUUCAUUGCACGAAGCGUAACGGGUCAGGGUCUGGUCAGAUCAUAUGUUCAAAGUGGCUACCCCCCUUGGCUUUUUGAGUUCUUUGUCAAUGAAAGCCGUUACCUUUAA